AUGGGCUCGCGCGUCCCCAGCGCGCGCCCCAGUCGCCGCGGCAGCAGAGUCGGCAGCCGCGUGGACCUCAUGACGGGCCUCGGCAUCAAAACCGCCAUCGAGCCCGAAGAACGCUUCAUCGAGCCCGACUUCAUCGAAGCUGACGAGGACUCUGACGGCGACGAAGAAGAAGUCGCGCGGCUAGCUCGCGAACGCGGGUUUGGCCUCGGCGGCUGGAUGGAUCGACUAAUCGGGUGGUCGCUUUUUGCCGUCGAUGAGGAUAGAGAGGGGUCGUCGGAUUCAGAGGAUGAAGAUGACGAGGAGGGGGGGGAUGCAAGGGAGGGCAAGGGAUUGAGUGGGAAGGACUUGAAGUUGGAUGAUUUGACCAAGGAGGAACUUAAGCUGCGUCGUGAAGUUGAGGCUAAGCGUAGGAAAAUGGAGCGUGAGGCCAUUAUUGCGGCCGCGGCGGUUAAAAGUCAGCAUGGUGAGCAUGAGGUGGGUAGUCGACCAAGUACGGCGGGUGAAGGGGAAGGUAGUGAGGAGCAGUCGAGGCGAGUCAAUGAGGAGGCGGGAGGUUGGCAGGAUGCUGCGUGGUUACUUAGUGUAGCUUCCAAGGCUCUUUUCUAG
Messenger RNA from Bipolaris oryzae ATCC 44560, 606 nucleotides. RefSeq lists its product as uncharacterized. The record is from RefSeq and is a predicted model, not a curated record. NCBI's taxonomy places the organism in Eukaryota, Fungi, Ascomycota, Dothideomycetes, Pleosporales, Pleosporaceae. The coding region runs from base 1 to 606 and encodes 201 amino acids. The transcript has a single exon.